Messenger RNA from Cladocopium goreaui, 468 nucleotides. NCBI's taxonomy places the organism in Eukaryota, Dinophyceae, Suessiales, Symbiodiniaceae. The record is from the annotation of a GenBank genome assembly.
AUGGGCGGCCGCUUCGAGUAUAGCUACAUCUCAUGGAGCACCAUGGAAGGCAACAACGAUGCAAUCUGGUGGGAUAUGUGGGCCAGGAACAAAGCUUGGACGGUCUUGCCUCCGACGCAAGAGCAAAGGCAUCGCCGUUGUGGCGAGGCGUUGUACCUCGGCGACGGAAUGGUGAACGUGAAAUUUUGCUUCGUUCACCAUCCGAACAUGGACUUGAAGCCCACCUGGAAGAUGUACAUCGCUCGAAGUGGCAUCGCGAUCAUCGUGCGACCAACUGGAAAUCCUCAAGGCCUCAAAGUCUUGAAAUUUGUUUGGCAUCGCCAGACCAAAGCAGUGGACGUGGUGUCUGCCUUGCAUGGAGAGCUGGUGGUGACGCUUUCUAGCAAAUGGGGGCCCACGAGCAAAUUUGUCAAGGCGCAUGCGGGCAGGUCUAAAAUUUUUGGCAAACCAUGGCCAAAACAAUUAUAG